AUGUUUACAUUCGCUUACAUCCCAAUUAUCGUUUUUUCAGCACUUAUUUCGACUUCCCUCGGGAAGGAACUUACCACGGUGAAGCUUUCGAACCCUUCAGUAGUUGCUGCUUCAGGUUCCAACUCCUUUCCUCACCAAGGUUGGAUUGCUUCACUUGACUGGGCCUUUGAAGACACUUCAAAUGCAAAGACAGGGGAUUAUUUCACUAUCACAAUGCCCCAUGUCUACAAGGUUAAGUUUAACGAGGGGGACACCUCAUUUAAGGUAAACUUGGAUGAUAACACCGAAGUUUUUGAAUGCUAUGCUCCCCAGCAAGCUGCAUAUAAAUACGAGGACACAAUACUCAAAUGCUAUGCUGUAACUGAUAUUUCUGCUUAUGAAUCUAUAUCGGGUUCUCUUACCGCGACGUUGGUUCUCUCUAACGGCGGUUCUGCAUAUCCACCAGAGCUUUCUAAUGCGAACUAUUUUUCAUCUGGAGAGAAUACAUUGUAUUUUAACGAUAUUGAAGCAUCUUUUCAAGCCAAUGCCAAAUCUGAAACCAAUGACUUCUAUUUUUCGGGUCGUUCUACUGCUUAUCAAUCCCUGGAAUCGUACUUCUUAGGUUUUAAUUGCCCAAAUGGUUAUAUUACUGGUGCAUCCCAGCAGAUAAUUUAUGAUGUUAGUAAUGAGGGAUACGGCAUCGACUGCUCAGCAAUUCAGGUUUAUCAAUCGAAAAAUUUUAAUGAUUGGAUAUUUCCCAUCGACUAUGAGACAUUGGAUGGUUCCGUUUCAUGUGGAGAGAACUCUGUAGAAAUAACUGUCGAAGAACUUAAACCGGAUUAUCGUAUUUGGGUAAAUGCGUUGCAAAAUCUUGAUAGUGAGGUUGCAACAGUAAGAAAUUCAAUCUUUUUUGAUUAUACUUGCACCAACACCGUUGAAAAUUCAACAUACAGGACUACUACCCAUUACGAACCAGUUUACGUAAUAACUGAAGCCAUCUACUCUGGAGUUGCUUUCACGACUGUAGAUGCUGAGGGACAAGAGACGACUCUAACAUCUACCAUCAGCUGUUCGAGAUGCGAGGAAACGUCUUCAACUGAAUCCACCAGUGAGGUAUCGUCAGAAUCUACUACAGAAUCUACUACAGAAUCUACUACCGAGAUCACCACUGAACCUUCUUCUGAAUCUAGUUCCGAAAUUACAACUGAACCAACUUCCGAAGUUACUACCGACCGUACGACUCUAACGUCCACUGUCAAUUGUUCUGAAUGCGAGGAAACCUCUACUACUGAGACGCCCAGUGUGGUGACAUCAGAGUCAACAAUAGAGUCAACAACACACUCGAUAACAGACUCUACGGUAGAAAGCACUACUGAUACCACACCCGAGAGCUCCACCGAGGUAUCCUUUGAAUCAACACCGGUGAGUACCAAUGAGCUCACAACAGAGACUUCUUUUGAAUAUACUACAGAAAGUACAAUCGAAUCAUCUUCUGAAUCUACCAGUGACUUCACAACCGAAAGCUCCACCGAACUCAGUUCUGAAUCCAGUACGGAAUCUUCGACGGAAUCCUCUUCCGUGCCAAGCACAGUACCAACUACAUCACCUUAUACUGAGUCAAGCUCUGAAUCUACGACGGAGUCUGACAUUUCCACUGAAAUAACUUCAGAGCAACCUUCAGAAACGUCAUCUGAGACCUUUUCAGAAUUCUCAUCAACCACUGAUGUUGAAAGUUCACCGGGAACAACCACAACCGCCACAAGUACGGAAAUUUCAUCUUCGGUCAGCACCGUAUGCACCGAAUGCUCGGAGGAUACAACUUCACUUGAUAUUUCGACAGAAACCUUUGACUCAAGUACAGAAGGUAGCACAACUUUGGAAACGUCAUCUACAGAGACUACGCUUGAGACCAGAUUAUUUAGUUCUGAUGUUGAAACAUCAGAACUGGUAGUGGAAACGGACAGUUCAGAGAUCACAAUUGAAACUGAGACGUUGGUUUCCGAUUCAACAACAGCAGUUAACACAACUGAGAGCUCUAGUGUACCUCCUACGCACUCCACCGACACAUCAAUUACCACAGAUACUAUCGAAGAAACAGAAGGGACAUCUGCUGAAGUAUUAACUUCCGCACCAAUUUUCUCGGGAACCAUUGAACCAAAAGGGUCCACGGACACUCCGCAAGGAACAGCAUCGAUCACUUCAAACACUUUCCCUGCCAUAAGAACUUUUUCAAUUCCAUCUAACUUCCAAAAACCACCGCCAUCUUCAUCCACAACAUCUCUAUUGACAUUCCAAGGGCACGGAAAUCACGUUGGAAGAUCAACACUCGCUGGCUUGUUGCCCAUUUUAAUUUCAUAUAUUUUCCUCUAG
Messenger RNA from Kluyveromyces lactis, 2349 nucleotides. It is a transcript of the gene SAG1, whose product is annotated as Sag1p. The record is from RefSeq and is a predicted model, not a curated record. Gene Ontology annotation, cellular component: fungal-type cell wall. The coding region runs from base 1 to 2349 and encodes 782 amino acids. Lineage: Eukaryota; Fungi; Ascomycota; Saccharomycetes; Saccharomycetales; Saccharomycetaceae. Gene Ontology annotation, biological process: cell adhesion. The transcript has a single exon.